Molecule: messenger RNA, 1537 nt
Organism: Cucumis melo (muskmelon)
Lineage: Eukaryota; Viridiplantae; Streptophyta; Magnoliopsida; Cucurbitales; Cucurbitaceae
Product: myb family transcription factor PHL7-like
Exons: 7
Coding region: 692-1228 (178 amino acids)
Molecular function (GO): DNA-binding transcription factor activity; DNA binding
Source: RefSeq, a predicted model, not a curated record
UCUACACAAUUAAAACUCCGUCUCUUAUUUAUUAACUAUUUAUUUAUUUUUUCUUUUGUAUUUAAUUUAAUCAAAAUAAAUAAAUAAAUAAAAGAAAAACAAAAUACAAAACAAAGCGAAGAAGAAGAGAGAGAAUGAGAGAGAGACCUUCGUCUUGUUCUGACGAACCAUCUUGCCAAAAUCAGAAUUUGCAUUCCCUCUUCCCCCCUCCUUUCUCAAAACCCUAGAACAGACAAAUUCCAAUUCCAUUUUGCUCCCCGCUGGCCGCCUUCCUGCCGCCGUAUCCCCACCACCACCACCACCACCACCACCACCGUCGCCGGCGCUCCUCACUUUUGUAUCAACUACCUCUGAAAUUCACCACCAUCUGCGUUUCUUUCCCCCUUAAAUUUUGGAGACUUUUUUUUGUUUCUGUUGACUUCCGAGAUGAUGGGUCUGAAGCUAAUUCAUCGGCCAUCAUUGGGUUUCUGAGUCUCGUCCAGAAAACGACUUCGAGUUGUAUCUCUCCUCAUCAUGUAUCAUGCUAAGAAGUUUUCAACUGCGAGCUUAGUUCCACACAAAUCUCAAGGUGCUGAACAGAGUGCGAGUGUUGCGGUUCUUGGUGGCUCUACAGCCAAAAGUCCAAUGCCACCUGGAGGAGGUGGAAAACAACGCUUGCGAUGGACAUCAGAUCUUCACGAUCGUUUUGUGGAUGCUAUCACACAACUUGGUGGACCAGAUAGUGGGGGCAACUCCAAAAGGUGUUUUAAGAGUGAUGGGGGUACCUGGUCUUACCAUAUAUCAUGUCAAAAGCCAUUUACAGAAGUAUCGACUUGCAAAGUAUUUGCCAGAAUCUCCAGCAGAUGGUUCUAAGGAUGAGAAGAGAAGCUCAGAGAGUCUCUCUGGAACAGAUUCCUCUUCGGGCCUGCAAAUUAAUGAGGCAUUGAGGAUGCAAAUGGAGGUUCAGAAACGUCUGCAAGAACAGCUUGAGGUUCAGAGGCAAUUACAAAUGAGAAUAGAAGCCCAGGCGAAAUAUUUGCAGAAGAUCAUUGAGGAGCAGCAGAAACUAGGUGGUGAAUCGAAAGACUCCGAGGUGGUGCCCUCAGCUGAAGAUAAUAAGCAAAAAACUUGCCAGUCUGAGUCGUAUGGUGAUGUGUCUGCAGGACCUUCAUCUCCCCGAAAGAAACAACGCAUUGAUCGAGGAUCAACAGACGAUUCUGCCCCAUCUCCGUCUAUUAAUUUACCUUAACUUAUCUGAAUAAAUCGGCAGUAAAUGGGACUGAAUUGUAUGAAAAGUAACAUUGGGUCGGGUUUGCAUCAGAGCUCAAAAUCAAAUCAAUGGGGAGAAGAAGGCAGAUCAGCUACAUCAAGUGUACCUACAAAGUUAAGAUCCAUCCAAUUUGUGGUUUAUGGUCGUCUUCAAGAAGUAGAUGAUGUUUGUAACCUUUGUAUAUAAGUCUGCACAUUGAACCUAUUUGUAAACUUUAUUGAAAUACUUCUACGUAAGAAGUUUUUACUUCUAUUUUGCAGUAAAUCGUGCAUGUUUUCUGCUGUUCUA